UUGAUAUUUAUCGCAUCUUGCCUCUUCUCGCCACAUAUUCUCGCUCUCUCGGAAAAUUCGCUCGCUCGCGUCUGCACAGUCGCACCCUAACAGUUUUUUAUGCAAAAUCCUUUUCUGCAUCCUUUGCAUAAUCUGUAUACAAAUUUUGGUGUCAAUUUGCUUAUUGGUUACAGCUACAAAGUGCUCUUAAUAAUGAAACUUUAAAUAUGGCUACCUUGUAUAGUAUACAUCACUUUAAUAAAAUAUUAAUUUUUAAAAAAUUUUUAUUAAAAUUAAAAAUAUAAUUUUUAUAGAUACUUCACUUAAUCAAUGGUGGAAUAAACAAUUACAAUGUCUGGCAAUAUUGCUGAUGCUCAAGAAAAACCAGAUGUUUCAUCCCCUCUUCCUGAAUUGAAUCUUAAUCUUCAUAAUUUUGAUACCCCAGAAGCUCAAAACUGUCCAUACGUCCUAACCAGUCCACGGUCAUUAGAAGCUUGUUCCAGACUUGGUGUCAAAGUAAGAAUCAGUGGAAGUUCUUUAUUAAAACCUUCUACAUUAUGUAGACAGCCUUAUCAAGUCAGAUCUAUUUUUCCGGUAAUUAUGUAUUUGGUUUUCUGCACACUUAUUAAAAUAGAUGAUCAGCCUUUUAAUGCUUUACGACCAAGAAAUGCACCCUUAGAAUAUGAUACAAUUAAUGAUAUGGUUCCUGAUACUCUUACCCAUCAAACACCAUCCAGACGUAGAGGUAGACCACUUACUCGGAAUUUUAGCCUUCGAAGUUUACGACCGGCAAGUUGGUCUACUCCAACAUCACCUUUUUAUAGAGGUUCCCAGACUUUAUUUCUUCCAAUUACAUCACCUUUGUUGCAUUCCAAAUUAAGAAAUUUUCCAGGAACAAAAAUGAGAUUACCACCCAAGGAUGUAAAAAUACUAGAAUUAAUUCUUCAGAAAUAUGAACAUCAAGAGGAGGAAGAAGAUAGACGAGCAGCAGCUAGAAGACAAUGGGAUAGAGAGAGAGAAUAUAGAGAAAAACAAAAAGAAAUAUUAGAAUUAGAAAGAUGGCGUAUUCUAGCUGCAAAAUGUCAAAAAAAUGAAGAGAUAGAAGAGGCAAGUAAUGAAUUAGAUAAGAAAGAUCAUGAUGGUAAAGAUCAGAUUGAAAUAGAACAUUUUUCACGAUAUGAUUUGGCUCAAAAACUACGAUCAUUGCAAAUAAAAGAAGAACGGUUUGAACAAAGAAGGAAGCAAUACUUACUAAAAAGAGAUGAAAUAAUCAAGAGAAGUGCAGAGGAAUUAAAUGAAAAAAUUAAGCAAGUUCGAUUAAAUCAGCAAGAUUUAGAUAAAGCAUUAGAAAAGUGGCAAAAUCAAGUUACAGCAUUUCAAGAAGCAGCAAAUAGACGUGCAGCCCAAAAAGCUGCAGAAAACGUUGAACUGCGGCGUCAGAAGGUUAGACAAGAGAGAUUAUCAAGAGAAGCAGAACAUAAAAAGAAAAUGCAACAGUAAGAUAAAUUUUCCAUAAUUAAAUUUAUUACAGCUGAAUUUUUAAUUAGUUGUAAUUAUAUUUUUAAAUAUAUAUAUAUAGUAGUGAUG
Messenger RNA from Centruroides sculpturatus (bark scorpion), 1566 nucleotides. RefSeq lists its product as uncharacterized. Lineage: Eukaryota; Metazoa; Arthropoda; Arachnida; Scorpiones; Buthidae. Bases 331 to 1479 code for a protein of 382 amino acids. The transcript has 5 exons. The record is from RefSeq and is a predicted model, not a curated record.